This is a messenger RNA of Wyeomyia smithii (pitcher-plant mosquito), 1972 nucleotides long. Its product is annotated as PHAF1 protein CG7083. The transcript has 5 exons. Gene Ontology annotation, cellular component: trans-Golgi network. Bases 155 to 1489 code for a protein of 444 amino acids. The record is from RefSeq and is a predicted model, not a curated record. NCBI's taxonomy places the organism in Eukaryota, Metazoa, Arthropoda, Insecta, Diptera, Culicidae. Gene Ontology annotation, biological process: Golgi to plasma membrane protein transport.
GUGCUGUCAGCGCGAUUUGCAAGCCUAAACAAAGAAGGUUUUGGGAAACUGCGUAGAACGAACAAGCUAAGUGAAAAAUAUUAGUUUUUCGAAAAAAAUUGUGAUUUGGUUUGGUGAUUCAGCUAUCACACAACGACGGAACUAAUCCUUCAAAAUGCUGGACUUGGAAGUGGUUCCUGAACGUUCACUAGGAUGCGAUAGUUGGGAAUUUAUCCUAGGUAUGCAUUUUUCCCAAGCUGUAGCAAUAAUACAAUCGCAAGUUGGUACUAUUAAAGGCGUACAAGUUCUCUAUUCCGACACGGCUCCUUUAAGCGUAGACAUCAUAAUCAAUCUGCCUCUGGAUGGAAUUCGUCUGAUUUUUGAUCCGGUUCAACAACGACUAAAAGCAAUUGAAGUGUUUAACAUGAAACUGGUUAAGUUGAAGUACUAUGGACUUCCAUUCAACUCGCCCGAAGUCGUACCGUCGAUAGAGGAAAUUGAACACUCGUUCGGAGCAACCCAUCCGGGAGUGUACGAUGCAGCGAAGCAACUGUUUGCGUUACAUUUCCGAGGAUUAAGCUUUUAUUUCCCGGUUGAUAGUAAGCUACAGCCAGGAUACGCACACGGCUUGGGAUCGCUUCACUUUCCGAGUGGAGCAUCCCCGGUUGUAUCGAAAAUGGCUUUGUACAGUGGCGGUAGUAUCGCGGAAACACGGCCGCCACCAUUGCCUUUGUCCUGCUAUAACCAGCAGCUUUAUCUGGAAUCGGCAACAGUGUUGCGCAAUUCGGGAGGGACGCGUGGUCUGCGCCUUCAAUUAUACACGGAGGGAUCUCCUCGCGCUUUAGAGGCAAAAAAACAAUGCCUAACCCGAGAGAUUAUCUUUGGUGAUAGUUGUCAGGAUGUCGCAAGUAACUUGGGAGCACCCUCAAGGGUGUUCUUUAAAAGUGAAGAUAAGAUGAAAAUUCACUCGCCUAGUGCCCACCGUCGAGUACAGUCGAAGCGUAGUGAUUUCUUCUUCAACUACUUCACAUUGGGCAUCGAUGUUCUGUUCGAUGCCAGAACUCAACGGGCCAAAAAAAUUAUUUUGCACACCAAUUAUCCGGGGCAUUAUAAUUAUAAUAUGUAUCACCGAUGUGAGUUCAAUCUGCAAUUAGCACCAGACAAGGUCACUGAGGACACUCCGUUGGACACACCUGUCAACGUAAGUGCAUAUUCCAAGUGGGACACAAUUUCAUCCCGCCUCGCCCCAGCAGAGCGGCCGGUAGUCUUGCAUCGUGCCGGCUCAACAAAUACCGCAAAUGUGUUUGGGUCUACAUUUUGCUACGGUUAUCAGGACAUAAUUUUUGAAGUAAUGCCCAACAACUAUAUUGCUUCGGUGACACUUUAUCAUCCGGCACCCUAUUUGGGUGAAACUGGAUAUGGCAGUGGCAGUAAUACUAGCAGCGUCAGCAACAGCACCAGGAAUCUGCUACAGGACAGCGCCAAAGGUAACAUUCGUGUCAGUGCAUGACCGGCUGUGGGGUUUAAUCAUCUGAUCCUAGUUGGUCAGUAUUUAAGUUGCGCUAACUAAAUCAACUAGAUCGAACCAUUGCACAUUCAGCAUAUGUGGAUAGAAAUCAUUAUUAACAAAUCAUUGUGACAAAAGUUUUUUUUAGCAUAGCGGCUAAGUUUAUGUUUGGGCCUCCAAUGUUUCAAUUUACCAUAAAUAGAGAUUUCUUUAAAAUGAUCAUGCUACUAACCGACCGCAUUGGAAGUCGUUACAAGCUAGUGAAGUUCAAAAAUUUAUUGAUCGUAACUAUGCGAGGUGGUAAAAUAUUCAAAAUAUACAGAAAAUGGUACACUAUAUUGAAAUCACCAUCUGUGAUUAGCAUAAAAAUGCUUCAAUGUGUCAGUAUCCAGCAAAAAAAAAUUAAAUGUUAUUUGAAAACUUUUAAAUAAAAAAAAAACAAUAAAAAAACUACCCUAAAUAUAUUUAAAUUAGGUUUCGAACAAA